Molecule: messenger RNA, 897 nt
Organism: Ostertagia ostertagi
Lineage: Eukaryota; Metazoa; Nematoda; Chromadorea; Rhabditida; Trichostrongylidae
Source: the annotation of a GenBank genome assembly
AUGCAACGUGGCUACUACACACCUGCGCUGGCACCAAUGCUACAAAGUUUGGUAGGGGAGCUCUCCAGUAAUGAUAUCCUUGUUGCAUUGGCCGCUAUGGAUGCCUUGUCGGAUGUAGCAAUCGCGUCCAACGUCGGAGCCGCUGUCGUUAACGAGUCGGGAGCUCCACAGAAGAUUUACGAGCUAUUGCAAAGUAGCAAGGACGCGCCAGAUGGAGGCUUCAUUUACCCAUCGUGCGUGAAGUUUUUUGGUACUCUGAGUCGUGUCUACCCGGACGUCAUAAACAGCUUUCCAUCAUUUGUUCCUGCUGUAAUGGACAUGGUUAGGCAUUUUGACUUGGUGGACGCUUCGCAACGAGUGUUGGCUUUUGACACAUUAGCACAAGUUGCCUACAAAGCUGAAGCAAAGCAGAAUCUACAGAAAUUACUCGGUGAUCAAGGCAUAGCGCGUGUGAUGGAAGCCUUCGCUGCGGCGUUAUCCAGUGGACCAGUUGAACUCCGUGUACGGCAUCUUGACGCAUUUGCAACUAUUUUCGAGCUUGGCGAUAAUGAGUUGCUGGCGCAAUGGUUCUCCUAUUUGGGCCCACCAAUGCCAUCUGUACUGUUGAGUCUGGUUCAGAAACCAUUCCCAGAUCUCCGUCUAGCAUCUCUUCGCACAUUCGCUUCUCUGCUGGCCCAUCCGUUCGCUUUGCAGAUAUUCCUUGGCUUGUCAGGAUUUCUCGACUGGUUACUGGAUCCUUCCACUGAGCAUGAAUGGGAAGCCACUCGUCUGAAAGGGGACAUAAUCCGAGCUCUGAUCAACAGCAACUCACCGCUUAUCGAUGCUCCGCUGAAAUUGAGGAUGAGAGCGUAUUUCGUGGCACCAAAGAAAGAUCCCGAGGUGGAGAUGAUGUUGUAA